Messenger RNA from Etheostoma spectabile (orangethroat darter), 2673 nucleotides. RefSeq names its product GIPC PDZ domain containing family, member 2 (gene gipc2). The transcript has 6 exons. Gene Ontology annotation, molecular function: protein binding. NCBI's taxonomy places the organism in Eukaryota, Metazoa, Chordata, Actinopteri, Perciformes, Percidae. Bases 352 to 1344 code for a protein of 330 amino acids. The record is from RefSeq and is a predicted model, not a curated record.
GCGUGUAGCAGCACGCCGAUAGACAAACAGAGCUAUUGUUAGCCGAGAAUCAGCCAGCAGGUUGUGUCAGAGUUUAUCCCAUACUCGCCACCACCUACCUGUUGAAUAUUCACAACGUUUAUUUAGCAAGCAGCAAAGUCCAAGUAGCUGUCGAAGAACAUUAAUCCAAGCUGUGGGGCAGGUGAGGAGAGGAAAAGUGUGUCGCGGAAGGAAGGAAAUAAGGAAGUAAAUUAGUACAACCAUUGGGCUCGGAACCGAACUCAACAGGUUAACUAGCCUACUUCAAUGGUAUAACAGCGGCUCGGACUUUUUAAUACCAACGUCGAAAAACAUACGAAAGCACUAAUUAAAAUGCCGUUGGGACCAUGGAGGAAGAAAAACAAAUCGACGAAGGAGCACUUGGUGGAGAACGAGGAGGUCGGCGGUGGACACGCAGGUGCAGCUGGGAGCUUGGCUAAAUCCGCCGUGAACGGAGCGGGGCUGCCGCCUCCACCUGCAAAUCUGCGGCCCAAACUGGUCUUCCACACGCAGCUGGCGCACGGAAGCCCCACCGGCAGGAUCGAGGGAUUCUCCAACGUGAAGGAGUUGUACUCGAAAAUAGCAGACGCGUUUAAUAUAAGCCCACCUGAGAUCCUGUUCUGCACCCUCAACACCCACAAGAUUGACAUGGACAAGCUGCUGGGGGGCCAGAUCGGUCUUGAGGAUUUUAUCUUCGCCCACAUCAGAGGGAUCAAGAAGGAGGUGGAAAUUUAUAAAUCUGAAGAUGCUCUGGGCCUCACCAUCACUGACAAUGGAGUGGGAUACGCUUUCAUAAAGCGUAUCAAAGAGGGCAGUGUCGUGGACGGGGUGAAGGUGAUCUGUGUGGGCGACCACGUAGAGUGCAUUAACGGACGUAACGUUGUUGGGAUACGGCAUUAUGAGGUUGCCCGCAUGCUUAAAGAGCUGCCCAAAGACAAGUCCUUCACCCUCAAACUGGUCGAGCCGAUGAAGGCCUUUGAAAUGCUUGAGCCCAGGUCAAAAGGCGCCAAACCUCCCAGUGAUAACAAGAUCGGCACAGGGAGGGGGACUCUGAGGCUUCGCUCCAAGGGUCCAGCUACUGUAGAAGAGGAGCCAACAGAAUUUGAGGAGAAGGCAGUAAAGAAAGUGGACGACCUCCUGGAGAGCUACAUGGGCAUCAGAGACACUGAACUUGCUGCUACGAUGGUCGAGGUCGGCCGUGACAAGAAGAAUCCGGAUGAAUUUGCCAUGGCACUAGAUGAGACCCUCGGAGACUUUGCCUUUCCCGAUGAGUUUGUCUUCGACGUUUGGGGGGCCAUCGGAGACGCCAAGCAGGGAAGAUUUUAAGUUAGCUCCUUCCUCCACCCCAAACACACACACACACGCGCGCUUCUUCCCCAACUCGCCUCUUAAUAUCUUCAGAAGCAAACUGGACAAACUUCAACCAGCACAAACUUUUUUCUUUAGGCAUAGCUUUGCACUUGGAUGCACCUAAAAUGUCAUCUUCAGUCAAGUUGGUUGCCAUAUGAAAUUUGAUGUGUUAUCCAUAAUAUUCCAACACUGGUCCUGUCUCCUGCAUGCUGAUGAGUUGCUGAUUAAUUCCUGAUGUUGUAUAAACCUUUUGUACACCCCCUCCCCCCGGGAGACGGUGAUCACUCCAGCUGCAUCUUGUUCUUGUCAGAACAGCAUACAUAGUCAACAGUGGUCCAUUACGCUGGUUAUGAAAUGGAAUGUGCACACUUUAAAUCGCUGUUUUAAUCACACUUUAUAGCUGUAUCAUUUUGAAUAUAAAGAUGUAAUACGCAGCUUUUUAUAGACUUUUUUUAUAUGUGGAAUUGUUGCUGAUUUUAUAGCAGCAUUGUGUAAUUAGUGUAAUUAUAAUCUUAGUAGCAAUAAUUCUCUCAAGCUAGCUUUUUUCUUUAUCUUCCUCCCAUCAUUUAAAACCUUCUAAAUUACCUCACAGGGACGAAUUGUCGAAGAUUCGGCCACUUUCACUUUGCUGAUGUUUACUUUGUGAUUUUCUCAAAAACUCUACUCUGUGCCCUUACACACCUCAGCUUGAGCCCUUCGUCCAUCUUUCAAGAGACUGAGCACUACAGAGAACAGAGGGCUUUAUCUUUAAAUGCCUUCGGCUAAGUUUGAUGACACGUUCCACCAACAUUCCUUAUGUUUCUCAUGUUGUUUUAGUCUGUUAACAUGUCAUGAAAUGAGGCAUGCUUAUUUUUUCCCUGUAAUUUAUUUUUUCAUAAAAAAAUCAUAUGCUGUAAGACAUUAUUACACUAAGAUAUGGCUCUGUAUGAAAGAAAGUUCUUUUCUAAAUAAGCCAUUUUGGAGGUUGUCUGGAAUGGGAUCUAUUGCAAUCCAAUGUCUUAAAUAAAUGCACUCGUAUUAAUGUAACUGCACUAUUUAAAUCACGGUCAAACUGAAUUUAAAUAGGGACUUGAUUAGUGUCAUCUACUGAUAACUGUUGUAGCAGUUGCAUAUUGUUUGACAAACCAUAAGGGAUCACUAUUGUUGGAUAGGCAAUAAAAUUUGAUAUACUGUUAUUAUAGCUGUGUCAUGAAUGCAUCCGGCUCAGUACAACAAACUUUAUUUGCACCCUUGGCUGUGUACAUGUUUAAAAUACAUUGAGACACACAACCAAUGUUUGCAUCCCUCAUUCAUAAGGCUGGGGGG